Molecule: messenger RNA, 913 nt
Organism: Musa acuminata AAA Group (dessert banana)
Lineage: Eukaryota; Viridiplantae; Streptophyta; Magnoliopsida; Zingiberales; Musaceae
Product: outer envelope pore protein 16, chloroplastic-like
Exons: 6
Coding region: 209-649 (146 amino acids)
Biological process (GO): protein import into chloroplast stroma
Cellular component (GO): chloroplast outer membrane
Molecular function (GO): amino acid transmembrane transporter activity
Source: RefSeq, a predicted model, not a curated record
CCACCGACUUGAUGCGGAGGAGAUGGAAACGGGCGUCGCAAGCAAAGCAGCCCAGCAAGGGACGAACUUGAUGCAAGCGCCGGAAUUGGUUUCCUCGUCACGUUCUCUCGGUCUCUUCUCUUGUGCUCCGUAUCUUGUUGAUAGAUAGAUAGGUGGUAGAGGGCUCCGAGGAGGUAAAGCAGCAGGUGAGCAACCAAGCGGGCGAGAGAUGCCGAGGAGCACCUUCUCCGGCUCCAUCACUGCGCCCGAGGUCUAUGUCACCGUCGACAUGGGCAAUCCUUUUCUCAACCGCACCGUCGAUGGCUUCCUCAAGAUCGGAACUGUCGCUGCUUCCAGGGUUGCUGCGGAGGAAGCGUAUCAAUGCGUGCGGAAAGGAAGCAUCAGCAAAAGAAAAUUUGAGGUUGCUCUAAAGAGGAUGUGUAAAGAAGGAGUAUAUUGGGGAACUGUGACCAGUGUGUAUGUAGGAGUGGAGCAUAAUAUCGAAAGGAUCAGUGGUACAAGAACCUGGAAGAAUGCAAUGCUUGGUGGUGCGAUAACAGGGUUCCUCAUUUCAGCAGCCAGCAACAAUGGAACGGACAAGAUUAUCAAGGAUACUAUCACAGCUGGGGCUGUAGCUACUGCUAUUGAAUUUAUCAACCUCCUCACUUGAACAUUAUCUAGUUGCAAUGUAAUUUACACAAUUGAAGAUGUUUAUUGAUUCCUGCACCUCGCUUGUUGCCUCUUUGGCGACUGUCGUGCCUUCACUUUCUCAACAAUAUUGGAGGAGCUGAUUCAGAUGGUACGGAAAAUCAAAUAUUUGAAUACCCUUGUAACAAAAAUCUUUCUAUUCAACAACAUACAGGAUUAUCUAUAUCAAAUGUAAAUGAAAUUUGUAGAGAAAUUUGAGUAAAUAAUUUUAAGGUAAUUGGCUUCA